AUGGGGGGCGGAUUCGUCAAACAUGGAGCGACGAGGAGCUGGACGAGGCGACUGGCCGGCGACGACAAGCUUCAUGGUCCGCCCGUUGGGACCUCGACGCUCAAGCUUCUCGAUCUGCUGCAAAAAAAAGAAGAAGGAGAAGAACGAACUCUCGGUCAAGUAUACAUCGUAGUAUUCCAGAGCGGAAACGAGAUGAUGAUGGUUGAUGAUGAGAAGAGCGAGGAGGAGAGAAGAGCUCGGUGGAAAUUUGAGAAGCUUGGACUACGGUAUGGUCAACGCGCGAUUACUGUAGACUUGGAGGGGGCGGACCUUGCGGAUCCCUAUCUCAUCGAUGUCUUUUUGGUCACUCCCCACUAG
This is a messenger RNA of Caenorhabditis bovis, 357 nucleotides long. The record is from the annotation of a GenBank genome assembly. NCBI's taxonomy places the organism in Eukaryota, Metazoa, Nematoda, Chromadorea, Rhabditida, Rhabditidae.